Molecule: messenger RNA, 861 nt
Organism: Diospyros lotus (date-plum)
Lineage: Eukaryota; Viridiplantae; Streptophyta; Magnoliopsida; Ericales; Ebenaceae
Product: protein translation factor SUI1 homolog 1-like
Exons: 5
Coding region: 239-580 (113 amino acids)
Biological process (GO): translational initiation
Molecular function (GO): RNA binding; translation initiation factor activity
Source: RefSeq, a predicted model, not a curated record
UCUAACGGCACGCUCUCUCUUUCUCUCUCUCUAUUUAUCUCGGGACUCGUCAAAUUCCGCCUUCUCUCCGUUUCGUGCACUGACAGGCUUUUUCUUCUUGCUCAGACUUAUCCGGGUCGAAACCCUAACCCUCGGAUCAGCUAGGACAGGUCCUUGGUUAUUCCAUUCGCAAUCAAUCUGCAGGUCUGAGUAUUCGGUGUUCAGUGCAACUUCUGUUCAAACUUACAAGCCUAGUUUCAUGUCUGAGAUUGACAUCCAGAUUCCUAAUGCUUAUGAUCCUUUUGCCGAGGCAAAUGCUGAGAAUUCUGGUGCUGGCACAAAAGAGUAUGUGCACAUUCGCAUACAGCAGCGGAAUGGUAGGAAAAGCCUGACAACUGUUCAGGGGUUGAAGAAAGAAUUCAGCUACAAUAAGAUACUGAAGGACCUCAAGAAGGAGUUCUGCUGCAAUGGCACUGUUGUACAGGACCCGGAACUAGGCCAGGUUAUCCAGCUUCAAGGCGAUCAGCGGAAGAAUGUGUCUACCUUCCUUGUUCAGGCUGGAAUCGUGAAGAAGGAUAACAUAAAAAUUCAUGGUUUUUAAGCUGCUGCUGCACAGGUUCCGAUUUGCCUCCAAAUGUCAGUUCGGGAGACCUAGAGUUAAAAAGACUGUAAACCUUGCAUCUAUAAUACCUUUUACCUUCUUUUUUUUUUUUUUUAUUAAGGUUGGCCUGUUAUCUCAAGUUCUUGGUUGUGUUAUCGUCAGUGAGUUGAGAGUAUUAUGUGCUAUGAUGACCGAGAGAAGUUCAAUAAUUUUCAGUAGGGUGCAAGAUUAUCGUUACUAAUGGAAAAACAUAAAUGAUGAUUAACAGCCUGUUUACAUGA